AGUUGGGUCAAGUUGAACUGAACGGUUAUCAAGUUCUGCAUGCAUCCGAUCCUGUUUCAUAUUUCAGUCAAGUUUGGUUGAAUUAUUUGAUAUUUCAUGCUUUUGGGUUUUUGAUAGAUAUAUCUAGUUUAAUGAAUGGAUUUAUAAGUUGAGUAUGUAAUAUGUUUCUCCGUUAGGUUCUUGAAGCCAGACUUUUUAUGCAAUUGGCGGAUGGUAUUGGAACUCUGUAGGUUCUGCUGGGUUUGAUAUUCCUUUUCUUCGUUUUUCAUGCUGUGGCCAAGAAUUAGGUGCCUCGGUUUAGAAGGACGAUAAGUUUAAGGAUAUUUUCUCCCAGGUGGAUUUUUGAGUCAGUUUCUGUUUAUUAGUUAUAUACCUAAUUGGUUUUAUGUUUGCAAUACUCUAAAGGAAUGUUUUUAUUUUGAGUUUGUGUGAUCAAUCGUUCAUACACCAUAUGGUUAAAACUUAAAUGAAAUCUAUUUGUAUACGCCUGUGGCAUAUAUUUAAACAGGGAUAGAGUUUAGUGCGUAUAUGCUCCCUGCCUUUCGAUAUUCCAGAAAAAGGUUCACGAGGAACGAAAGAUGGACCCUGCCUUAGUACCAUGAUGCUGUUCGAGUUCGAUCCAUCAACCGAACCUUAAUGGUACUCAGUCCUGAUGAAAAGUAACAUUGAGAAAGAGAGAAGGGAAGAAGGAUGGAUCACCAAGCUGACACUAACAGAACUGAUUUGAUGACUAUCACACGCUUUGUUCUGAAUGAACAGUCUAAGUAUCCCGAAUCACGUGGUGAUUUCACCAUCCUUCUCAAUACCAUUGUUCUUGGUUGCAAAUUUGUUUGUUCUGCUGUUGGCAAGGCUGGGUUGGCUAAACUCAUAGGACUUGCUGGAGAGACCAAUGUUCAAGGGGAGGAGCAAAAGAAAUUGGAUGUACUUUCAAAUGAAGUAUUUGUGAAAGCCUUAAUUAGCAGUGGACGCACAUCCGUUCUUGUUUCCGAAGAAGUUGGAGAGGCCAUAUUUGUGCCACGAUCACACCGUGGCAAAUACAUUGUUGUGUUUGAUCCUUUGGAUGGAUCCUCAAACAUUGACUGCGGAGUUUCUAUUGGAACUAUCUUUGGAAUUUACAUGGUAAAGAAUGAGGCUAAAGUAAGUCUUGAAGAUGCAAUGCAACCUGGAAACCAAAUGCUAGCAGCAGGUUACUGCAUGUAUGGAAGCUCUUGCACGUUCGUGCUUAGCACAGGAAAUGGAGUGAAUGGUUUUACACUCGAUCCUUCCCUUGGGGAGUUCAUAUUAACUCACCCCAACAUCAAGAUACCAAGGAAAGGAAAUAUUUAUUCCGUGAAUGAAGGAAAUGCCAAAAACUGGGAUGAACCAACCACUAAAUACGUACAAAAGUGCAAGUUUCCUCAAGAUGGUUCACCACCAAAGUCUCUUAGGUACAUAGGAAGUAUGGUUGCUGACAUCCAUCGAACAUUGCUUUAUGGUGGUAUCUUCAUGUACCCUGCUGAUAUAAAGAGUCCACAUGGAAAGCUACGGAUUCUGUAUGAAGUAUUUCCAAUGUCAUAUUUGAUGGAGCAAGCAGGAGGUCAGGCUUUCACAGGAAAACGACGGGCUCUUGACUUGGUUCCAAGAGAAUUACAUGAACGAUCACCAAUAUUCCUAGGCAGUUACGAUGACAUUGAGCAAAUCAAAGAGCUUUAUGCAUCAUCCAAAGCAGAUGGUGCAUGAAUAUUGUCUUUCAAUCUUUGAAUCUUUUCUUUCAUGUGUUAACAUAUAUUUGUUCUUGGGCUCUUGAAAGUUCAUUGGAUAUCACAACAUUUAACCUUUUGUUUAAU
Molecule: messenger RNA, 1826 nt
Organism: Vigna umbellata (rice bean)
Lineage: Eukaryota; Viridiplantae; Streptophyta; Magnoliopsida; Fabales; Fabaceae
Source: RefSeq, a predicted model, not a curated record